Punica granatum (pomegranate) is the source of this 2546-nucleotide messenger RNA. NCBI's taxonomy places the organism in Eukaryota, Viridiplantae, Streptophyta, Magnoliopsida, Myrtales, Lythraceae. The record is from RefSeq and is a predicted model, not a curated record.
CGAGACGGUCAAGCAAGGAAUUUUCUUCCACUCUGAUUAGUUGCCAGCUACGCAGCCACAGCUCGGCGGUUCGCCAAGCUCCUCCGCCGCAUCCUGUCUUCACCGCCGACGCGAGAGAGGUUGGUUCUCCCCCGCCGGCGCCGUCUCCCUGUCGGUUCCUUCUCUUCAAUUCUGUCUGCGGAGGGAGGAGGGGAAUAAAUUGGGUCAGUGAAACGUAGCAAUUAAUGAACUCGCCGUUACCGUGACCGGAGACUGCCGUAGUAUGGGGAGCAGCUUCCUAUCUCCACCAGCGAAACGGCCCAUAUCUUACAUUAUCCCCUCGUUGAUGUCCGACCCCAACAGCUCGUCGAAUGGCUCCUCGUCCUUCCCCAGUCCAAGCAAGCGGUCCAAGCCACCCCAGCAGCCCCUUCACGUGCCUCAGGGUCACGUUGCCUUCCGCCUCCUCUGCCACGCGUCCCGGGUCGGCGGUGUCAUUGGUAAAUCCGGCGCCAUCAUCAAGAGCCUCCAGCAGAGCACCGGAGCCAAGAUCCGGAUUGAGGAUGCCCCGCCUGAGUCUCCGGACCGUAUCGUCACUGUCAUGGCCCCCGCCGCUAUUUCCUCGGUAAUCUCACUCUCGAGUGGAAACCCUGUUGAGCAGAGCUGGGAAAUUGGGGGAGAAAUUGAGGUCUCGAAGGCGCAGGAGGCGCUGCUGAGGGUGUUCGAGAGGAUACUGGAGGUGGCAGCAGAGACGGACGGGCCUGCUGUUGGAGUUGGGGUGGUUUCAUGCCGGGUUCUUGCGGAAAAGAGCCAGGCAGGGUCGGUGAUUGGCAAGGGAGGAAAGGUGGUGGAGCAGAUAAGGAAGGAGAGCGGAUGCAGGAUUAGGGUUUUGGUGGACAAGUUGCCUGCUUGCGCGAAUCCUGGGGAAGAGAUGAUUGAGAUAGAAGGUGAUGUUCAAGGAGUGAAGAAAGCACUCAUUUUAAUUGCUCGGCGUCUUCAAGAAUGUCCAUCCUCUGAUAAGACAAGGACAUUAAGUAGUGAUAAAACUGUUGAGGCUGUUCCCAAUCAGUCUCUAACGGACUUCUAUGUAGAUCCUCCUCAGAGGAAUCCGCCUUUACCUGCAAUGACAAGUAUCUCCAACAGUUAUAACUCGGGGUUUGAUCAUUUGCCAUAUGAAGUUGCCCAAGUGACCCCUGCUGAAGUGGUUUCACCUCGGCAGGAAGUCAGUUUCAAGAUUCUCUGUUCAGUUGAUAAGGCUGGGGGUGUAAUUGGAAGAGGGGGAACCAUUAUUAAGGCUCUUCAAAAUGAAACGGGUGCUUUGAUAAGCGUUGGACCCAUUGUACCUGGGUGUGAUGAGAGGCUAAUAACUGUCACUGCAUCAGAGAACCCAGGUUCACGAUUCUCUCCUGCUCAAAAGGCUGUUGUACUUGUAUUUUCGAGGUCAGUCGAAGUUGGCAGCACAAAAGGCCAAGAUUUGGGAUUCAGCAAGGACAAUUCCGUCAUUGCUCGUUUAAUAGUUCCCUCUAACCAGGUUGGUUGUCUGUUGGGCAAGGGAGGUUCCAUAGCUUCAGAAAUUCGGAGGGUAACUGGAGCUGGCAUAAGGGUAAUGAAAGGGGACCAGGUCCCAAAAUGUGCCUCUGCGAAUGAUCAAGUGGUACAGAUUUCAGGUGACUUUCCGCUUGUGCAAGAUGCAUUGUAUAACGUUACGGGCAGAUUGCGGGAUAACAUGCUUCCCAGCAGCCCAUUAAGUGCGACAGUUAGUAGGAGCAGCUCCUCACUAUUAGCUGAGACAAGUCCAUACGGUAGAAUAAAGGAUCCUGCUUCUAUGGGAUUGGACUCUCUCGGUUUGUCCCCUAGCUACAGCAGACAGUCGGUUGCGACCCAGAGCAGUACAGAUCAUCUAGGAGUAAUGCACAAUAUACAUAAUUCUGCGUCUCCAAGGUUGUGGGAAUCACAGGGUGUUGCUGGAGUUUCACAUAGGGGCGUGGCUGACAUAGGCAGGGGACUGACCUCUCUAAGGAGUGGCCCGGAGUUUAGUAGCAGAAUCAAAUCUGCUAUUGUGACAAACACCACUGUCGAGAUUGCUGUUCCUGAAGAAGUGAUCCACUGUGUCUAUGGGGAGAAUAGUAGGAAUUUGGCUCGCCUAAGAGAGAUUUCGGGCGCAAAGGUCACAAUACACGACCCACUUCCAGGGAAGAGCGAGAGAACCGUGGUUAUCUCAGGAACACCUGAUGAGACCCAAGCAGCUCAGAGCCUCCUCCAUGCAUUCAUUCUGACCGGUUCAUAGCCAAUCCUCCUGAUCGUUUUUGACAUCUCUUCUCAAGGGAGAAGAUGCUUUCCCUCUCAUUUUUUACGUUUUAUAUUUUUUUCCGGGUGGUUGGCUUCCCAUAGAUUUGUACAAUAAGAAUGUAGAAAAUAGCCAGACCCUCAAAGCUCAAAAUCUGUUUCCCGCUCUGAUUCUCAAUUUGAUUUCUCGAGUUAUUUUGAGUUGCGCGUCAGUGUAAUUCCUGAGGAAGUAUUUAUAAUGUAUUGAUAAUUUAAUCGAUGUUCCUCCUUUGAAAGUUCUCUCA